GAGAACGUCUCGCGGUGAUCAAGUUGCACAGCCAGCUGUCACGAGCAAGUCCGCAGUUUACUCCAACUGCAGUCCGCGUCCGCAUUUUAUCAUAACCCGCCGAGCAGCCAAAAGUCGACAAUGAACAACCAAAUUUUUAUAGUGACACGUGAAAAUAUCGUCGUACGUCGGGUUUUUCGAUUCUGUUAUGGAAGUCUCCUUGAAUUUCAGUGGUGGAGCUGAAUUGCUUUUUGGAAAAAUCAAGCAGCAUAUAAUUAAUCUACCUGCUGGGGAAACGUGGAGCAUGAAAAAACUUCUAAGUUGGAUAAAAGAUAAUCUGUUAAAAGAGCGACCUGAACUUUUUCUUCAAGGAGAUACAGUGAGACCUGGAAUUUUAGUGCUUGUUAACAAUGCUGACUGGGAGUUAGUGGGACAGCUAGACUAUCACUUGCAGAAUAAGGAUGAAAUAGUUUUCAUAUCAACACUUCACGGAGGAUAGAUCGUGACCUUUCUCAUUCAUUUUUUUAUUUGAACUGUGUCUUAACUCCAAAUUGUGAAUACAUUAAACUAAAAGGAU
This is a messenger RNA of Daphnia magna, 556 nucleotides long. It is a transcript of the gene Urm1, whose product is annotated as ubiquitin-related modifier 1. Gene Ontology annotation, biological process: protein urmylation; tRNA thio-modification. The record is from RefSeq and is a predicted model, not a curated record. The coding region runs from base 188 to 478 and encodes 96 amino acids. Gene Ontology annotation, cellular component: nucleus; cytoplasm. Gene Ontology annotation, molecular function: protein tag activity. NCBI's taxonomy places the organism in Eukaryota, Metazoa, Arthropoda, Branchiopoda, Diplostraca, Daphniidae. The transcript has 5 exons.